Messenger RNA from Triticum aestivum (bread wheat), 894 nucleotides. RefSeq lists its product as uncharacterized. Gene Ontology annotation, cellular component: nucleus. The transcript has 2 exons. The coding region runs from base 22 to 894 and encodes 290 amino acids. The record is from RefSeq and is a predicted model, not a curated record. Gene Ontology annotation, molecular function: polyubiquitin modification-dependent protein binding. NCBI's taxonomy places the organism in Eukaryota, Viridiplantae, Streptophyta, Magnoliopsida, Poales, Poaceae.
UCGCAUCGCAGUCCAGCAGGAAUGGCCGCCGCCGCCGCCGACGCCGCGAAGCUCUCGGUCUCCAUUCAGGCCUUCGCGGCACUCCUCGACUGCUGUGCGGCCGCCGGCGGGGACUGCGACGGGAUACUCCUCAGCCGUGCUGCCCUCCCCCCUUCCUUCUCCGACGACGAUCCGGCCCCAACCCUACACAUCUACGUCACCGGCCACUCCUCGCUCGCCCGACCCUCCGCCCUCUCCAACGCACUUAGCUGCUUCAACCCCUACUUCCCCGCCCGCUCGGGCACGGCCACCGUCGGCUUCUUCUCCUCCCGCCACAGCGCGUGCACGACGCGCCGCCCCUCCAUGCGCGAGGCCGCCGUCGCCCGCUCCCUAUCCAAAUCUCUGGCCCUCGCCCACCCCGUCGUGUUUCUCCUCUUAGCCCACUCUGUCGCCUCCGACCUCUCCAUCCACUCGUUCGCCCACCGCGCCUUCCUCCUCGUUGAUUCCCGCCUCGUCCCCACCUCCCUCACGAUCGUCAACGUGGGUCCUCGUUACCGGGGCCAGUACCAGUGCCACACCUUCGCCCCGGAGUCGCCAAUGCCGCGGCUGCCGCCUCCGCCGGCAAACAUCGGAGAGCAAGCAACCGAGGAGGAGAUGUAUUCCGGGAUGCUAAGGAGGUUGGAUAGGCUUGCUCAGGAGGUGGAGGAGUGCAAUAAGCGUCUGUUCCGUCAGGAUGCAUUGUUGUAUGCUAUUCUUAUCAUUUUGUUGUUGCUAUCUCUACCAGUUCAUUCCUUCACCAUCAGUUUUGCAAGGAUUAUCUUUAGAUAUGUUAUUGAGAUCACUGGCCCCCUAGUCACUGGCGCCGUGCAGCAGGUCAUGGAGACGAUGCACGCACCCAUCUACUUUGAGACCUAG